Molecule: messenger RNA, 1374 nt
Organism: Aricia agestis (brown argus)
Lineage: Eukaryota; Metazoa; Arthropoda; Insecta; Lepidoptera; Lycaenidae
Gene: BckdhA
Product: 2-oxoisovalerate dehydrogenase subunit alpha, mitochondrial
Exons: 8
Coding region: 55-1356 (433 amino acids)
Biological process (GO): branched-chain amino acid catabolic process
Molecular function (GO): oxidoreductase activity, acting on the aldehyde or oxo group of donors, disulfide as acceptor
Source: RefSeq, a predicted model, not a curated record
GGCCGCGAACCUUAUCGACUUGCUAAUGAGCAAGAAAAUGACUUUAGUAGCAAUAUGGCGUUGUCUGUGUGCAUACGUGCGGUGCGCAGGAGUUGCGUCGCGCGGGCUGUGACUGCUGUGAGACUAUCCACGCACUCCGAGCCGUCCUUGCAGAAUGGCGCGAAAGUCGCGGCAUUUCCCGGUGCCAAGGCGCCGUACGUCAACGAGAUGAAGAUCUUGAACGAGAACAGCUACGAUCCGAUCCCGAUUUACCGGGUAAUGGAUAGCAACGGGGAUAUCAUUGAUAGCAGGGAGGAGCCCGAUAUCGAUAGAGAGACGUUGAUCAACAUGUACAAAACCAUGGUACAGAUGAAUCAGAUGGACAAAAUUUUGUACGAGUCUCAAAGGCAAGGUCGCAUCUCCUUCUACAUGACCAACUACGGCGAAGAAGGUAUCCACGUGGGUAGCGCUGCUGCCCUCACUCCCAAGGACCUGGUGUAUGCCCAGUACCGGGAGCUGGGGGUGCUGCUGUUCAGGGGGAUGACGGUGUCGGAGCUGAUCAACCAGUGCUACGGCAACCACGAGGACCCCGGCAAAGGGAGACAGAUGCCCGUCCACUACGGCAGCAAGCAGCGCAAUAUUGUUACCAUCUCCAGCCCAUUAGCAACCCAAAUGCCCCAGGCUGUAGGAGCAGCGUACGCGUUCAAGCGAUCCGCUGACAGGGAUAGGGUGGUGAUCUGCUACUUCGGCGAGGGCGCCGCUUCGGAGGGUGACGCGCACGCCGCCCUCAACUUCGCCGCUACCCUCGAGUGCCCAGUUAUUUUGUUCUGUAGAAACAACGGCUACGCGAUUUCCACACCCAGUCGGGAACAGUACCGCGGGGACGGUAUAGCGGCGCGGGGCCCGGCGCUCGGCCUCCACACCAUCAGGGUCGACGGCACUGACGCGCUGGCGGUGUAUAACGCCACCGCCCGGGCGAGGGAACUGGCGCUGCAGAACAAGCCCGUGCUGAUUGAGGCUAUGUCGUACAGAGUUGGUCACCACUCUACUUCCGACGACAGCACUGCCUACCGACCGCUAGAGGAAAUACAGCAAUGGUCCAAAGACGAGAAUUCCAUACAGAAGCUAAGGCUAUAUUUGGAAAGAAAAGGAUUAUGGUCGGAAGAAGCUGAGAAGGCGGCGGCGAAGGACGCUCGAGAUCUGGUGAUGAGGACCAUGCAAAAUGCCGAGAAGAAGAAAAAACCACACUGGAAGGAAAUGCUUGAAGACGUUUAUUACGACAUGCCGCCACAUAUACAGAAACAAAUGAAGCAAAUGGAGGAGCAUUUAAAGAAAUACGGCGACAAAUACCCGAUGGAUCAGUAUCAGAACGAAUAAAUAGUUAUUUUUAUUAAA